Messenger RNA from Fonsecaea nubica, 1434 nucleotides. RefSeq lists its product as hypothetical. The transcript has a single exon. The record is from RefSeq and is a predicted model, not a curated record. NCBI's taxonomy places the organism in Eukaryota, Fungi, Ascomycota, Eurotiomycetes, Chaetothyriales, Herpotrichiellaceae. The coding region runs from base 1 to 1434 and encodes 477 amino acids. Gene Ontology annotation, molecular function: aldehyde dehydrogenase (NAD+) activity.
AUGGUCGCCGAAAUAAUCACCACAAUCUCCCCCACGACCAACAAACCCAUCCUGACCCGACACGGGCAAUCGCCCGAGGCGAUCCUAAAACUGGGCACGACAGCCCAGGCUGCCUUCAAGGCAUACCGCGAAUCCCACCCGACGCUCGCGUCGCGGCUGCAGAUUGUGUCGCAGGCCCUGAAGACGCUGGUGGAGCGACAAGAUGCGCUGGCGCGCGAACUCACGGAGCAGAUGGGGCGGCCGAUCGCGUACACUGCGAAAGAAAUCGCCACGGCGGUCAAGAGGGCCGAGUACAUGAACAAAGUGGCGCCGGACGUGCUGGGGCGGGACGCGAGGAUCGCAGGGGAAGAGGAGACCGGGUUUAGGCGGUACAUCACGCGGAGUGACCCCGUCGGCGUCGUGCUGGUCAUCUUCGCGUGGAACUACCCGUACCUGAUCCUGGUGAACAGCCUGAUCCCUGCGCUUCUGACUGGGUGCGCCGUGAUUCUCAAGCCGAGCCCGCAGACGCCGACCGUCGUCGAACACAUGGUCGACAUCUUCCGCGGGGCGGGCCUGCCGGAGAACGUCAUCCAGUUCCUCCACUGCGGGAGCCCCGUGGACCUCAAGCCCCUGAUCCUCUCGCCCGACGUCAACCACAUCUGCUUCACCGGGUCCGUGGCCGCCGGGGUGGCGAUCCAGACGCUGGCGGCCUCGCGCGUCUCAUGCUCCGUCGGGCUGGAACUCGGGGGUAAGGACCCGGCCUACGUGCGCGGGGACGUGGACGACGUCGCCUGGGCGGCCGAGGAGAUUAUCGAUGGCGCCAUCUUCAACUCAGGCCAGUCGUGCUGCGCCAUCGAGCGCGUCUACGUCCACGCCGACGUCUACGACUCUUUUGUGACCGAGGUCAAAAAGGUCUUACGGGGCUACAAACUCGGCGACCCGCUGGACCCAUCCACACACAUCGGGCCCGUCGUCUCCCAACGGUCCAAAGAGACGAUCGAGAAACAAGUCGCCGACGCCAUCGCCGCGGGCGCCGUAGACGAAACACCGGCCAACGCAACCUUCAAAACACCCGCCGGCCCGCCCGAGGGCAACUGGGUGGCGCCAACGCUCCUCACGAACGUGAACCACACCAUGUCGAUCAUGCGCGACGAGACCUUUGGGCCGGUGAUCCCGGUCCAGAAGGUCUCGGGCGACGACGAAGCCCUCGCCCUGAUGAACGACUCGCAGUUCGGCCUGACGGCGUCGAUCUGGACCAAGGACACGCGGCGCGGCGAGGACCUGUGCGGCGCCGUCGAGGCCGGCACCGUCUUCGUCAACCGCGCCGAUUUCCCCAGCCCGGACCUCGCCUGGACGGGCUGGAAGGACAGCGGCAAGGGCGUCACCCUGAGUAGACUCGGCUUCGAGCAGUUUGUCAAGGUCAAGAGUUUUCACGUCAAGGAUUAUCCAAAAUAA